This is a messenger RNA of Tachysurus vachellii, 3267 nucleotides long. RefSeq names its product MYCL proto-oncogene, bHLH transcription factor b (gene myclb). NCBI's taxonomy places the organism in Eukaryota, Metazoa, Chordata, Actinopteri, Siluriformes, Bagridae. The record is from RefSeq and is a predicted model, not a curated record. Bases 327 to 1535 code for a protein of 402 amino acids. The transcript is spliced from 3 exons. Gene Ontology annotation, biological process: regulation of transcription by RNA polymerase II. Gene Ontology annotation, molecular function: DNA-binding transcription factor activity, RNA polymerase II-specific; protein dimerization activity; RNA polymerase II cis-regulatory region sequence-specific DNA binding.
GGCAUUGGUUCAAUCCUGCGUUUAUACUCUACAUCAGCUUGGACUUAGUCUUUGACAAAAGACAACUGAAAACACGGACCAACUGCACCUAUAAACCUGCACGCAAGAAAUACAAAAAUAUAUAUUUUUUUUCUUCAGGAUUUAUUAGGAAUCUUGUCUUCAUGAGUUGAGUUUAUGGCUCUGAAAUCUUUGUGAAUAAACUGGUGUACAGGAAAAAGGGACAUUUCGCAGCUCAAAUCAAUGUUUUGCGGGACACAGACACCGGGGAAUAUUUUACGGUCUUGUUUGUUCUGACUUGUGGCUGCUGGUUACUUCUGAAAGACUAGAUGCCGGGAAUCAGCGCGAGCCUUUUACCUUAUGCAUGCUGGGACAUGGGGGAGCCGGAUCAGUACCAACAUUACUUCUAUGAUGACCAUGAUCCAGAUGAAGACGUCUUUAAGUCCACUGCACCAAGUGAGGACAUCUGGAAGAAGUUUGAGCUGGUGCCCACACCGCCCAUGUCUCCUGUGAGGAGGGUGGAUGAAACAGCUGUGUGUCCAUCUCUGGGGGACAAACUUGAGUGGGUGUCCCACUUUCUUGGCCAGGACGAUGAGCAAGAGGCCCAGUGUAACCUCAGCUCUAUAAUUUUACAGGACUGCAUGUGGAGCGGCUUUUCAGCCACUCAAAGGCUUGAAAAGGCUGUCAGUGAGCACAUGUUAUGCCAGGGUGUGGCCAAGGUGCCUCUUGUCCCCCAGAUUCCCCCUUCGAGGUCACAGAGUGGUCACGUGGAGUCGUUAUCUCUCAGCAAUCCGAUGGCCGACUGUGUGGAUCCGGCUGCUGUGUUGACCUUCCCGCUGAGCGGCUGCAAGAAGCAGGUGUCCUCUGGCUCUGAGUCACACACAGACUCUUCUGAUGAUGAGGAGAUUGACGUCGUGACGGUGGAACACAAGCAUGGCAAGUCACGGGCAGUGAACUCACGCAAGCCGGUUACCAUCACAGUGCGCGCUGACCCACACGACCCAUGCACAAAGCGCUUCCACAUCUCCAUCCACCAACAGCAGCACAACUAUGCCGCCCCGUCCCCUGAUUUAGAGCCCCCUCGCAAGAGGAUCCGCCAGGAGACCUCCCAGACCCAGCCAGGAUCCACACUCCACGAGCUCGAGAGCAAACCACACACACCUGUUGCAUCUGUUUCCAUUCCCAUACACUCCACAACACCCACCUCGACACCCCUCGCCUCAUCCCAUCAUGGCCUUAAAUCGCAGCCGGCCAGCCCUCAAAGCUCAGACAGCGAAGACAUGGACAGACGCAAAAACCACAAUUUCCUGGAGAGGAAGAGACGCAACGACCUGCGUUCACGCUUCCUGGCCCUGAGAGACGAGAUUCCCGGCCUCGUGGACUGUCCGAAGACACCCAAAGUGGUGAUUCUGACCAAGGCGACUGAGUACCUGCAUCUGCUACAUGCCACAGACAAGCAAAAAGCCCAGGAGAAGAAGCAUCUCAAAAACAGGCAUCAACAGCUCCUUCGGAGGAUAGCAGAACUGAAACGCUUUUAAAGUUGCUCACAGAACCUGGGCCACUUGCAAGAACUGUUUGUGAGCGUGCCUGGUAAAAAAUGGGGAUUAUUUAAGAUUUAACACAUCUGUACUUUUAUUGUUUGUUUCCUUCUCCAACGAUCUUUGCACAUUUCAUUCUGUAGUUAGGGGGACGGAUACUCCUGGUGUGUUGUGGAUUACAUAAACUUCACUGAAAUUUCCAAAGAAUGCCCUGCUGAAAAUUGUAUUCCAUUUGGACAUUGCUUGAAACGUAGCAUUUAACUUGUAUGCACAUUCAACCACCGUAACAAAGGUGGAUUUGUGUGAAGAAAUCUGCAUAAUAUCUGGUUUAAUAAGUCUUUGCCCUGCUGUGCCAUUUGAACAAUUUAAAGUGAAGUUUGUGUGGCAUUUACAAUACUAUAUCAGGAUCGGAGUUUUGGAGACAGGAGGUUUUUACUGUAUGCUGUUUUGUCUACAAAGAUCACAUUAUUUAGUUUUUAGCAGUUUUCUAACUGUUCUUGUUCUGGUGCACAUCUGAGUCCAUGCCUUAUCGAUAUGUCGUGUAUAUAAACUGUGACAUCUGUAACCAUUUGUACAUAAUAGCUCAGAUGUAUAGGUGUGUAAAAUUAUAUUCUAUAUGCUUUUCUUUUUAAAACCAAAAUCGAGGUUGUUGAUUUAAAAAAGAUUUUUUUGUUUGAAAAUUUUUUACCCUCCUGUGUUCUGAAACCCGGUUGGCCCACUUGGCUUAAUCUUAUUUCAGAGUUUCUCAAAGCUUCUAUUUUUGUUAACAAAAGUAAAAACAACAACAAAAAAAAGUAAAACACUGAAAUCACUAUAUAAAACUUUACUUUGCAUUGCUUGACACCUUGAUGUUUCCACUGCCUAAUCAUCUUUUUUUAAGGGGUUUAGAUAAUAUUAGGUUAGUAAUUCCAAAAUGCUGAGAAGAGUUUUAUAAUCUAUUUUCUUACAGAGUUCUGUGUUUCUUUGUAAUGUUAAUGUCUAUUUCAUUGCCCCCCCCCUUUUUUUUAAACAAAAGCUUUACUAGUGGUAUAUGCAUCUUUAUUCAUUUACUAGAGUCCCAUUUCUUUUUUAUUACAGUACAUUUAUUCUUCCUAGUGCAAUAUCCUUUGAAUCACACAACUUUACAGUUCUUCUGGUAUAAUGUCAUCAUGCUGCACGGUGCACUGCUUUCUCACUCCUAAACUUUUUCUACACUUAACUGAUGACCACCUCCCAUCUUCUGCCUUAAUCCUUUUUUAGAUUCAACCUUGUCUUAAGUUUAAGUCACUAUAAAUGCCAAUUCUUUAUUGUAAAUCACUUUCAGUGUUGGACUAGGUUUAAUUGCGCUGAAAAAUAAUCCAAAGAAAACCUAUGGAAGCUCAUAGUUUUGUUUCAUCACUGAUCACUUUCACCUUUCUUGACAUUUCAGGCUUUUCAGGUAUCUCUAAGAUGCAUAUACCAUCAGCAAGCUCCACACUCUGUCUUAUUUAUAGUUAUUUUUCAGUGGAAAAGCCAAGCUUUAAGAGCUCAUAUGUUCCUAUUAAGGUUUGUCACAGUGUUUUCACUUUUUUGCAGAUUUUUUUUUUUUUUUGUGUUGUGUUUGUUUUAGAUUUUUUUGUUGCUACUAAUUACACUUUGUCUCUCCUUGUGGUUAAUUGUUAAACUUGGAGCAUGACAGCAGCAUUAAGCACUUUCUGUUCAGUACCUCAUGAGCCCAUAGAAGUCACAGUUAAUAAAUUCAAAAUGAAAACCA